UCCUGGUAGAAAAAGGAACUGCAUAACCAAUGCACACGUCCAGAGUGCCUUCCCUUGCACUUAGUUUGGUUACAAAUUCAUAGCAGUUGCACGUUCAGUGGAUUAACUGAGUUAAACAUGCUGAAGAGAAAACCAUCUAAUGCGUCUGAUAAGGAGAAAAGCCAAAAGCCAAAGCGCACGAGCAGCUUUGGGAGCUUUGACCGUUUCAGGCAUCACUCGAUAUCAAAGGCAGAUGAUUCAGCUGAGAUAUCUGAGCUGGAGACUAUAAGUGACAUUGGGGAAGCAGUACAAAUCAGAGCAGCAAACAAUGGAGGAAGUCUGAGUAAGAAGAUGAGAGCCAUUUCACUUACCAUGAAGAAAAAGAUGGGUAAAAAAUACAUCAAGGCACUCUCUGAAGAGAUGAAUGAAGAGGGAAAAGAAGACAGUGAUCCUGGUGGUGGAACACACACUGAGAAGGUCUCCCUAAAAACCAGCGAUUCUCUGGAAAGUCUCUAUAGUCUGAACAGUGGCCAGAGCUCAUCUAGUGGGGUGACCAGCUGCUCCGAUGGCACGAGCAACAGGGACAGCCUCCGCUUUGACGACGAGGUCCCCUACAACGGCCCCUUCUGCGGCCGAGCCAAAGUCCACACCGACUUCACACCCAGUCCUUAUGACACUGACUCGCUGAAAAUCAAGAAAGGAGACAUCAUAGAUAUCAUCUGCAAAACUCCCAUGGGUAUAUGGACAGGCAUGCUGAACAACAAAGUAGGAAAUUUCAAGUUCAUUUAUGUGGAUAUUAUCUUGGAAGAAGAAGCUGCACCCAGAAAGAUCAACCCACACAGAGGAAGCAAAAGGACCAAGCCUAAAACAUUGCAAGAGCUCCUGGAAUGUGUCCACCUGCAGGAAUAUGCCUCAACCCUCCUGCUGAAUGGCUAUGAAACUCUAGAGGACUUAAAGGAUCUACAUGAAAGCCACCUCAUUGAAUUAAAUAUUUCUAACCCAGAAGAUAGGGCAAAAUUGUUAUCAGCAAUUGAAAAUCUCCAGGACUGUGACAUUGAAGAACAGCAGAAAAGCGAGGAUGGUCAGGAGACGCAGAAUUUAAGCCCUCACCAGAGUUUUGACAAAUCACAGUUAAAUGACUGUCCAAGAGAUUCUGGCUGUUACAUCUCAUCAGAGAAUUCAGAUAAUGGUAAAGAAGAAGCAGACCCAGAAGCCCUGUCUGACAUGGUGCAGUCAAUAACAAUCAGUGAGUCAAACUGAUUCGGUACUGCUGCUUUUCUGCAGAUUUUCAGAAAAGACAAUCACAUUUGUCAGUAUGGUGGCACAGAAGCAGAAUACAAAAUAUUCUCAACACUGAAAAUCUACCUUUUUCUGAAUCAUGAUGCUGUAAACUGUUUCAUAUGUGGACACUUGAUAACUAAAUGUUAGUUGACUAUAAGAAUUUCUCAUCUUUUUCUUUUCAAUGAAUCCACAGGUAUUUCCCUGAAAAAGCUUUUACAAAAGUAUUUAUAAAUAUUUGUACAGCAAAUGCAUUUUCUAUAAUAGUAGAGAUUUUUUCUAGGUAGUGGUUCAUAAUCUGGAACUGUCCAAAAUGUAAAUAUUGUACAUAUUUAUUUUAAAAAUGUAUGGAUUAAUCACACUGUCUCUAUUUUCAGCUGUGUUUUGCUGAAAUGUGUACAGAAUGUCUUUUCACUGAAAUGUAAUCAUAAUAAAAAGGUGGAUACAGUCAAGCCCUACUUUGAAAAGUACCGAUUCUCACUAAUAUUAAAGCUGUUUCACGCAGCUCACUUUUCUCCAGAAUGAGCUCUAAAGUAGACUGUCAUUUCCUCUACUUUUUCCUGGAGGCAUGAGAGAACUGUAGGGUGAAUCUGAAUCCAGUUCUCUGUGGUCCUUGUGUUGUGGAAGAACAGAGCCAUCCAAAUAGCAGUGGCAAUUUUUUUAUGGCUCUUUUCAAACCUGUUCUCAUUUGUCCCAAGCAUUAUACAGAGAAUUCAAACUCAGAGAAAAAAAGCCAUCAGGAUGAGUGCUAUGCUUUUAUGAUAAUGUUUUGUGAAGGUGUUGACUUUUGUGUGUGGUGUGAAGUUUGUUAAUAGAGUAUGUGUUUGUAUACAGAACUUGGAACCUAACAUGGUUAUUGUACCUGACUCUCUUUCAUAUGAGAUUUUAUUGUCUUUUCCCAGUAUAUUUCACACUGGAAAACACAUUUUAACUGCCUGUCUUCUUUUAGAGUACUUCCUUCAAUAAUAAACAGAAUCAUGUGUUUAA
Messenger RNA from Pyrgilauda ruficollis (rufous-necked snowfinch), 2244 nucleotides. It is a transcript of the gene SAMSN1, whose product is annotated as SAM domain, SH3 domain and nuclear localization signals 1. The transcript has 8 exons. The record is from RefSeq and is a predicted model, not a curated record. Lineage: Eukaryota; Metazoa; Chordata; Aves; Passeriformes; Passeridae. The coding region runs from base 118 to 1239 and encodes 373 amino acids. Gene Ontology annotation, molecular function: protein binding.